AUGGCAUGUUCCAGUGUGAAUCUAAGGGAUUUUCGUAUUGCUCAGACUAUGACAUUUGCUAUUGAGGAGAUUAACAGAAAUGAAACUUUACUCCCAAAUGUUUCUGUUGGCUACAAAAUCUAUGAUAGCUGUGCUUCAAGACUGUCUUCUGUAAGUGCAACUAUGGCAUUGAUGAAUAAUCAUGAAAUUACAGCAGGUCAAAGUUGCAAUGGAGAGACUCCUAUACAUGCUAUCAUAGGAGAAUCAGAGUCUUCUGCCACAGUGAUUCUGUCCAGAACCACAGGACCUUUUAAAAUACCAGUGAUAAGCCACUCAGCUACAUGUGAGUGUCUAAGUAAUAGGAAAGAUUACCCCUCUUUUUUCAGGACUAUUGCUAGUGAUUAUCACCAGAGCAGAGCACUUGCAAAAAUAGUCAAACACUUCGGCUGGUCUUGGGUUGGAGCUGUGAACAGUGACAAUGACUAUGGAAACAAUGGAAUGGCCAUAUUUCUGAAUACAGCACAUGAAGAGGGCAUUUGUGUAGAGUACACUGAGAAAUUCUACCGAACACAACCUGAAAAACUCCAAAAAGUGGUAAAUAUAAUAAAACAAAGCACAGCAAAAGUGAUUGUUGCAUUUCUUACCGGCUUUGAAAUGAACAAUUUACUUGAGCAGCUAAAUAUCGAAAACAUUACAGGCCUCCAAAUGAUUGGUGUGGAGGCAUGGAUAACUGCAAAGAAACUGAUCACUCCAAAAAGCUUUCGUGUGCUAGGAGGGUCACUGGGAUUUUCAGUAAAAAAAAUUGACAUUGAAGGGUUUUCAGAUUAUAUUACUAAAGCAUUCUGGGAUACGACUUUUCCAUGCUCACAUAACGAUGAGAACUCUUCGCAGUAUGCAUUCAACUGCAGUAAAUAUCAGGAUCUACUUGUGUUUAAAAAUGACAAUGAUGAUGUGCCUGAACAAAGAUAUAUAAGCAAUGUGUACAAAGCAGUGUAUGCUGUGGCUCAUGCACUACACAGUCUGCUCAAGUGCAAAGAAAACAUAGGUUGUGAGAAAGGCCUGACAAUACAACCACAGCAGGUUGUUGAGGCUCUGAAAAAGGUCAAUUUUACUGUAAAAUUUGGAGAUCAUGUGUGGUUUGACAGCACUGGUGGUGCAGUAGCCCAGUAUGAAGUUGUGAACUGGCAGCAGGACUCUGAUGGAUCAAUUCAGUUUAAAGCAGUGGGUUACUAUGAUGCCUCACUGCCACCUGACCAGCGCUUUGUACUUAACACUGGAAACAUCAUCUGGACUGGAGGACAGCUGCAGAAGCCAAGGUCUGUGUGUAGUGAGAGUUGCCCUCCAGGCACUAGGAAGGCUGGACAGAAAGGAAGACCUGUCUGCUGUUAUGACUGUAUUCCAUGUGCAGAUGGAGAAAUCAGUAAUGAGACAGAUUCAAAUAACUGCAUGCAGUGUCCAGGGGAAUUCUGGUCUAAUGCUGAGAAAAAUAAAUGUGUGUUAAAGGCUGUAGAGUUUCUGUCAUUCACAGAAGUUAUGGGUAUAGUGCUGGUCUUUUUCUCACUGUUUGGAGUAGGAAUAACUGUUCUGGUCACAGUCCUGUUUUACAGUAAGAAGGACACCCCCAUAGUAAAAGCCAACAACUCAGAGCUGAGCUUCCUGCUGCUCUUCUCAUUGACUCUGUGUUUUCUCUGUUCACUUACUUUCAUUGUUUUCGUCAACGAAAUUAAUACUGAUUGUGGCAAGUUUAGCGAGGUCUGCGCCGAAGGGAGGAGGCGCGAGAAAGACGCGAUGAUUGGUGAGGAGAUGCAUAAGAAGCUGCAGGAGUGA
Molecule: messenger RNA, 1806 nt
Organism: Triplophysa rosa
Lineage: Eukaryota; Metazoa; Chordata; Actinopteri; Cypriniformes; Nemacheilidae
Product: extracellular calcium-sensing receptor-like
Exons: 8
Coding region: 1-1806 (601 amino acids)
Biological process (GO): G protein-coupled receptor signaling pathway
Cellular component (GO): membrane
Molecular function (GO): G protein-coupled receptor activity
Source: RefSeq, a predicted model, not a curated record